GCUCAAGCUUCAUUGUCUAUCGAUAACGACCACUUAGCUAACCAGCGCUUCACUAAAUAAAAUUAUUGAAUUUUCAUAAUUCACAUAUCCCCUAUAACUACCGCCAUUACAAUGGUCUGGAGCAUACCAUGUCGAAAUCAUGGUCGGCAACGGUGAAAUUGCCGAAGUCUACGUUCCCUCCGAGACCUCUUCCUAAACUCCGGGAGCAGUACAUUCAGCGAUGCGCUGAUAGUCUCUAUGAGUGGCAGAGGCAAAAUCGGCCUGCUGAUGACACAUUUGUGAUUCAUGAUGGCCCUCCUUACGCCAAUGGCAGUCUUCAUGUCGGCCAUGCGCUGAAUAAGAUCUUGAAGGAUAUGAUUCUAAGAACGAAAAUACAACAAGGCCGAAGAGUAGAUUAUAUUCCAGGAUGGGAUUGUCAUGGACUUCCAAUCGAGCUCAAGGCUCUCGAGAAGUCUGAGGAGGCUAAACUUACCCCUAUCGAGAUCCGGAAGUCCGCUCGUAACCUGGCAUCCAACACUGUCUUGAAACAGAUGAAGGGAUUUCGGUCUUUCGGCGUCAUGGGCGACUGGGACCAGAGAUGGACUACGAUGGAUGCCGCGUUUGAGAUCCGCCAGCUUCGUUUAUUCCAACAGAUGAUCAAGAAGGGCUUGAUCUAUCGUAGGUUUAAGCCCGUAUACUGGUCACCCUCUUCGAAAACUGCCUUGGCCGAGGCCGAGCUAGAAUACCGAGACGAUCAUAUUUCGAAUUCAGCCUGGAUCAGAUUCCAAAUUGCCGAUGAGUGGAGGUCGCUCCCCCAAUUCCAAGAAUUCCAGGCCCUGGUUGAGGGACAGUUGUACGCUGUGAUAUGGACCACAACUCCCUGGACGUUACCCGCGAAUAGGGCAAUUGCUAUUCACGAUGACUUAGAAUACUGUAUUGUUCUGUCUGGAGUUAAUGCUCUGCUCGUCGCUAAGAGCCGUCUUGAUACGUUUAUCUCUAAAAUCGGCGCGAAAGACCAUGUUGUGGUUCUUGGUACACUCGAAGGCAGACAGUUAGCCGGUUUGAAGUACGUCAACCGACUUCGCGGCAAGGCCGGUACUCCACAACCCAUUAUACAUGCAGAUUUUGUAUCGGCAGACUCGGGGUCUGGACUCGUACAUCUCGCUCCCGGUCACGGUUUUGACGACUAUGAAGUCUGUCGCUCGCAUGGUAUUCCCGUGGUAGCUCCGAUUGAUGAUCACGGCAGGUUCACAGAGGAUGCUUUCCCCGAUCUACCCGAAGCACUACUAUCGGCCCCUUCAGUGAUCGAAGGUGGCGGUAAGGAUGUGCUCAGUCUUCUCCAACUGCAUGCCGACGUUUUAUGGGCAGAAAAGCACGAGCACAAGUAUCCCUACGACUGGCGAACGAAGCAACCCGUAGUUAUCCGAGCUACCGAGCAGUGGUUCGCUGAUGUUGGAUCCAUCAAGCAAGAGGCCCUCGAAUCCAUAAAAGAUGUUCGAUUCAUUCCGGAAUCUGGUAGAAAGCGGCUUGAAAGCUUCAUCCAGGGCCGAAGCGAGUGGUGCAUAUCUCGACAGCGUGCUUGGGGUGUUCCUAUUCCUGCUCUAUACGACGACAAAGGUGCGGCCGUGGUAAAUGAAGAAGUGGUCGAACAUAUCAUCUCUGUUAUCAAAGAGAGAGGCACACAAGCUUGGUGGUCGGACGCCCCGGACGACACAGCCUGGAUCCCGCCUUCACUAAGGGAUCAGGGGGAAUACCGACGAGGGACAGACACUAUGGAUGUAUGGUUUGACAGCGGGAGUAGUUGGACUAUGAUGCCAGGCCGCGCAGACGUCUACCUCGAGGGAACUGAUCAACACCGUGGAUGGUUCCAGUCCAGUCUUCUCACACGAAUUGCUGCAGGAUCACAAGCAGAUGCACGUUUCGAGAAAGGGGCCCCUUUCAAACAGCUGAUCACGCACGGGUUCACUCUUGACCAAGACGGAAAUAAAAUGUCUAAAUCAUUGGGAAAUGUCAUAGGGCCGCAAGAAGUCAUGGACGGUACUAUCGUGCCACCUAUCAAACCGAAGAAAAAGCAAGCAGCAGCUCAGGGACAACCUACCUACGAUGCUCUAGGUCCAGAUGCUCUAAGGCUGUGGGUAGCUAGUAGUAAUUAUACUCGGGAUGUGGCUAUUAGUGCUCUAGUCCUCAGCCAAAUCCAUGCGGCCUUGAUCAGGUAUCGAGUCAUCGUGAAGAUGCUACUUGGUUCAAUACAUGAAUCCGCCCGAACCGCACCUCUGACCGCGCUGGACCACAUCGCCAUUAUACAGUUACAAGAUACCAUGCAAGAAGUGGGAGAAGCAUUCGACAAUCAUGAGUUCUAUAAGGGGUAUUCUGCCUUGAAUAGAUGGGCAACAACCGACCUGUCGGCAUUUUACAUUGAGGCUCUAAAAGAUCGACUCUAUUGCGGGGACGGCGGAGGCGUCAUUGAGCCUAUACUAGUAGGCCUUCUGAGGAUGCUGGCACCAAUGACGCCAUUGCUCGUCGAGGAGGCGUGGGAUCACCGCCCCGAAUGGGUGAAACAAGACCCGUCUUUCGUAUAUCCAUUUCACCAAGUCUACACCGACCCUAUAAUUGAACCAAGUCGACUCACGCGCGAUCUAACGUCACUAAGAAGAGACAUCCCGGUACUUAUGUCCGUCCACGCCGCUGUCAAACCGGGACUCGAAGCUGCCCGAGCCGACAAGGUCCUGGGCUCGUCCCUGCAGAGCUCAGUCAACAUCGUCAUCGAGGAUUCCGCGACGUUGGAGGUACUAAAUAAAUACGCAGACGAGUUACAAGACAUGUUCGUCGUCUCGUCAGUCCAGAUCAACGCCCCGCCCCCCGCGGACGCGAAGUGGGCUUAUACCCAGGAAUUCGAAGUCGGCGGCGCUAAGGGGAAGGCUGUAGUGCUGCCCCCUACGCAGGCCAAGUGCCCCCGCUGCUGGCGCUACGUCGCGCCUAAGGAGGACGCGUUGUGCCAGCGGUGCGAGGAGGUCGUGGGUUGAAUGUAUAUAUCCCGCUCUACUUAGACGUGUACAAUACAAAAGAUAUGGAAACCCACUGCCACGGUUUCAUGAUAAGGUGUAUUGCGAUUUGCUACAUACCAUAUGUGGAAUGAGGGAAACUCCGAAGUUGCCCUCUUCCCCUCUAGGUUUAGACUUAUAAAUACAUUAGAUCUUUACCCGUCUAGUAAGAUUGAUCGUUCAUCUUUGCAAUCAAUUCUUGAGGGCGACGUGAUGGUCUAGGAACUGCGUGCUCAUGAUCAUGUCAUAUUUCAUAUUGAUCACAAGUAAUCCUGGCCUUUGAUUCCUGAAUCUUGGAUCAAAUGAAGUAGGUGCCUCGAUUGUUCCCUCUGCGAUCUGGGAUCUCAUCCUCAUCAGAACUAGAAAUCUAUCGUGGGUCCGAAACCGUCUACCCUAAGUAUUCAUUCGCGAAGAACAGAGCAAAGUCGUUCCGUGGUUUUAUCUGUCUUUGUUUCAUGGGACAUUUGAAAACCCCUGAUUUGAGGGUACGUGAUAUUGUCCAC
This is a messenger RNA of Annulohypoxylon truncatum, 3523 nucleotides long. Its product is annotated as isoleucyl-tRNA synthetase. The record is from RefSeq and is a predicted model, not a curated record. Bases 129 to 3002 code for a protein of 957 amino acids. Gene Ontology annotation, molecular function: ATP binding; isoleucine-tRNA ligase activity; tRNA binding. NCBI's taxonomy places the organism in Eukaryota, Fungi, Ascomycota, Sordariomycetes, Xylariales, Hypoxylaceae. Gene Ontology annotation, biological process: isoleucyl-tRNA aminoacylation. Gene Ontology annotation, cellular component: cytosol. The transcript is spliced from 4 exons.